AUGAUGCAGUCCACCGAUUCCUUCGUCAUCCACGACGACAUCUCGCCCUCCUCUGACCUCGACGAGAUCGAUUCGCUGCCGUCAAUAUCUAGUAGUGUGCUCGACUCCGAAGACGACUCGGAUGCGCAGGAGGAAUGGGAGCGCAGCUUGGAGCAGAUCCAGCUCCUGCUGACCAUGGUCAUCGUGCCGUUCGCCGGAAAGUACCUGGGUCGCAAAUUUGCGUACUGGAGUUGGUCAAGAUAUAUGGAAUGGAUGCACAACGUCGAGGUGCGGUGGACAAACAAGGGCGCCUUCAAAGCUGCUGGUGUCGCUGAGGCUGCGGCUACUUUAUAA
Colletotrichum chrysophilum is the source of this 333-nucleotide messenger RNA. RefSeq lists its product as uncharacterized. Gene Ontology annotation, cellular component: mitochondrial outer membrane. The record is from RefSeq and is a predicted model, not a curated record. The transcript is spliced from 2 exons. NCBI's taxonomy places the organism in Eukaryota, Fungi, Ascomycota, Sordariomycetes, Glomerellales, Glomerellaceae. Bases 1 to 333 code for a protein of 110 amino acids. Gene Ontology annotation, biological process: protein insertion into mitochondrial outer membrane; mitochondrial outer membrane translocase complex assembly.